GGCCGGGCCCCGCCCCCCCCGCUGAUGGCUCGGGAAGGGGGAGUGGAAAGAGAAGGCAAGAUGGCGGAUCUGGAAGACGUGACUCUAGACGGCAAAGAGUUGCAGAAGCUGCGGGUCACCGACCUGAAGGCGGCCCUGGAGGAGCGCGGCCUGGCCAAGAGCGGCUCCAAGAACGCGCUGAUCAAGCGGCUGAAGGGGGCCCUGAUGCUGGAGCAGCUGCAGAAACACUCCACCUCACACUCAGGAUUCCAGCCAAACUCCCAGAUUGGUGAGGAGAUGAGCUCAAACAGCUUUAUCAAGCAGUACCUGGCGAAACAGCACGAGCUACUGAGACAGAGGCUGGAGAGGGAAGCUCAGGGAGACAUGGAGACAGAAG
Messenger RNA from Hemiscyllium ocellatum (epaulette shark), 376 nucleotides. Its product is annotated as apoptotic chromatin condensation inducer in the nucleus-like. NCBI's taxonomy places the organism in Eukaryota, Metazoa, Chordata, Chondrichthyes, Orectolobiformes, Hemiscylliidae. The transcript has 3 exons. The annotation marks the transcript as partial. The record is from RefSeq and is a predicted model, not a curated record.